AUGGUGAUAUUAAGCAAGCAGAUCAUCUUCAUGCACAUAAUUGGACUGCCUUGCACUCAGAUGUUCCCCUCUCAGUCGGCCCCUUCAAAUGUUAACAGCGUUACGCCCUCAGAUGUGGCUGUGCUUUCCUCCAUUGGACUUCACAUGCACAGCACUGAGCUGUCUAUGGUGGUAUCAAGGCUCACAGAGCUGAUGACCCUGUUUAAUCCUGGACUCAUCAGUCCUCUCUCAGAUGAAACAAACUUGUACGCCCCUCAGUUUGUUCAACACAGCACGCUGGUGGAGCAGGCAAAGGAAGUGUCCAUCUACCUCCAAAACAAUCAGGCUGUUGAUGUGGAUAGAGAUUGGAAGCUGGUACUUCUUUUUGCUCAGGUGGAUCAGCUCUGUGCUUGUGAGCAGCAGCAGCAGGUGCAGUCUGUUAUUAAAGCCGUGGUUGAAGAGGUGGAUGAUGCUCUGCAGCUGCUGCACUCUCAGCUGAAGAGGACCAUCGUCAGCGUUGCAUUGUGGGAUGGAGAGCGUGGCAGUUUCCACCCCAAGAUGUGUCGAUGCACGGAGACAAACAAUGAAGGAGAAGACAGACUCCAGAAGGCCAUGUUGAGUCAUGCUCUGCAGGAGUCUUUGGAUGAACUCAUGGUAAAGAAGCAUUGGUACCAUGACAGAGAUGACUUCACUGUCAUUGUGCAGGACGCACCUUUCAUCACAGAUCUUUCAUCUGUCUCUAGUGGGAAGCAUCCCUCUAAGUCAGCAUCACCAGAAACAGAUAAACUGAUGGUGCAGAUGUGGACAAACCUGCUGCAGCACACAAGUGACCAAAAUAACACAGAGGACAAUGGAAAGAUCAUCGCAUUGCCAUGUCCAACUGAGGAUCGACCCUUCUUGAGGACGGAGGGAAACUCUCCUUCAUAUCACCACAGCGAUGCUUCUCCUCUCCUCCUCCCAUUUACAGGCACAGAGAUGCCCUGUGAGGACCUCAGCCCCUCACCCUCCACACCCACCUCAGUCCAUGAACUUAGGCCUGGAGAUAUCAAAGUGGUGGCUGCUGUGGGAGACUCUCUGACAGCAGGGAACGGUAUUGCAUCCAGCCCUAACAACAUCCUGGACGUCCUGAGUCAGUACAGAGGUUUAUCCUGGAGUAUUGGUGGAGAUGAAAACCUCACAACUGUCACCACGCUGCCCAACAUCUUAAAACAUUUUAACCACAACCUGACGGGCUACUCUGUUGGGAAGGGCAAGGAGCAAACUCCUCAGGCAUUCCUUAACCAGGCUGUAGCAGGAGCUAAGAGCAAAAACAUACCAACACAGGUGCGAGCCCUGGUGGCAAGGAUGAAGAAUGACCCUAGAAUCAAUUUUGAAUUAGAUUGGAAGGUGAUCACCCUUUUUAUUGGUGGAAAUGACAUAUGUGACCACUGCUACAACUCUCUCCUUUACUCUGAAGAGAAUUAUAUUCGUAAUGUUCGAGACAGCCUGGAUUAUCUACACAAAGAGCGUUUACUGCAUGAGCUUGUGGAGUCAGGCCGGUAUGACACCCGCUCAGACUUCACUGUGGUCGUCCAGCCUUUUUUCAGAAGAAUCGUCGUCCCCAGACUGCCGGAUGGCCGUGCAGAUCGCUCCUUCUUCAGUGCUGACUGCUUCCAUCUCAGCCAGAAGGCCCAGACGCUGAUGGCUCGCUCCCUCUGGAACAACAUGCUGGAACCUCUGGGCAAUAAGACUACUAUACAGAAUUUUACUGUAGACCUCGACCUGAAAUGUCCAACUAAGAACUGGGGAUCUGAUUUCUCCUGUGUGGACAUUGCUCCAUCUGACACUGUGCCAACUUCAGUUCACAAGCUGAGGCCAGCAGACAUCAAGGUGGUGGCAGCACUGGGAGACUCAACAACGGCAGGCACUGGUGCUAAGGCAAAGAACCUGUUUGACCUCAAUAAAGAGUAUAAAGGAGUAUCAUGGAGCAUUGGAGGGGAUGAGACUCUGGAGACGGUCACAACACUACCAAACAUCUUGAAGAAGUUCAACCCCUUCAUAAAGGGCUUCUCCAGAGGCCAAGGCUCCAGACAUAAGUUCUUCAACAUGGCUGUACCUGGAGCUAAGUCCUCAGAUAUUGCAUUACAAGUCCAAGCUCUCAUCAAGGCCAUUAAAGAAAAUAAGGAGGUGAAUUUUGAAAAGGACUGGAAAAUUGUGACAAUAUUUGUUGGAGGAAAUGAUCUUUGCAAUUACUGCAUAGACCAAAAUAAUCUGUCACCCAAGAACUACAGCCACAAUCUGAUGCUCAGUUUGGACAUGUUAUACAAAGAGGCUGAGAUUGAACAUCUUAUUUCUGGAAAUCGCUAUGAGGGAAAAGAAGACGUUGCUGUUGUCCUUCAACCCUUUUUACACAAUUCCUUUAUCCCUUAUAUAGGAGAGGGUGAGGUUGACUCGAGUUUCUUCUCUGUGGACUGUUUCCAUAUCAGUGAGCGAGCUCAUGCUGAGAUGGCCAUUGCCUUGUGGAAUAACAUGUUGGAGCCUGUAGGCAGAAAGCAGAACUACAACAACUUCACAUAUGACCGCUCAAAGAUCCACUGUCCUUCUGAGGCCAAUCCCUUCAUCUUCACUAAGAUCAACAGCCUACCAGGUCCACCAGUGACCACCACCAGUCCUGCACCAACCAUCCCUGUGCCAAAGUGUCCCUCCUCCAUGCCUGUGUGGGUGCCAGUGAUUGUGGGAAUUAGAGGUGACAUUCCACGUCCGCAGAGCCAGCCUCUGCCGCCUGGGUCUGGUCCGCUGAGGCCCCUGACAUUCACUGGCAGCACACCCAACCCCAGCGGUUCCUCCCACCGGUGGAUGUGUCGAUGCACGGAGACACACAAUGAAGGAGAAGACAGACUUCAGACGGCCAUGUUGAGUCAUGCUCUGCAGUCUUUGGAUGAACUCAUGGUAAAGAAGCAUUGGUACCAUGACAGAGAUGACUUCACUGUCAUUGUGCAGGACGCACCUUUCAUCACAGACCUUUCAUCUGUCUCUUUUACAGGCACAGAGAUGCCCUGUGAGGACCUCAGCCCCUCACCCUCCACACCCACCUCAGUCCAUGAACUUAGGCCUGGAGAUAUCAAAGUGGUGGCUGCUGUGGGAGACUCUCUGACAGCAGGGAACGGUAUUGCAUCCAGCCCUAACAACGUCCUGGAUGUCCUGAGUCAGUACAGAGGUUUAUCCUGGAGUAUUGGUGGAGAUGAAAACCUCACAACUGUCACCACGCUGCCCAACAUCUUAAAACAUUUUAACCACAACCUGACGGGCUACUCUGUUGGGAAGGGCAAGGAGCAAACUCCUCAGGCAUUCCUUAACCAGGCUGUAGCAGGAGCUAAGAGCAAGGACAUACCAACACAGGUGCAAGCCCUGGUGGCAAGGAUGAAGAAUGACUCUAGAAUCAAUUUUGAAUUAGAUUGGAAGGUGAUCACCCUUUUUAUUGGUGGAAAUGACAUAUGUGACCACUGCUACAACUCUCUCCUUUACUCUGAAGAGAAUUAUAUUCGUAAUGUUCGAGACAGCCUGGAUUAUCUACACAAAGAGAUGCCUCGGGCUCUAGUGAACUUAGUAGAGCCUCUCCAUAUUAUCCCACUGAGAGAAAUGCACAGCGACACUUCACUGAAAUGCCCAACUUGGCUGUUAAAUAUUCUGUGUCCUUGUGUUAUUUUGCCAAUGCCCAACUCUGAAGCUCUGCAAAAGGUGGAGGACAUCAAUAGAAACUAUCAGCGUUUACUGCAUGAGCUUGUGGAGUCAGGCCGGUAUGACACCCGCUCAGACUUCACUGUGGUCGUCCAGCCUUUUUUCAGAAGAAUCGUCGUCCCCAGACUGCCGGAUGGCCGUGCAGAUCGCUCCUUCUUCAGUGCUGACUGCUUCCAUCUCAGCCAGAAGGCCCAGACGCUGAUGGCUCGCUCCCUCUGGAACAACAUGCUGGAACCUCUGGGCAAUAAGACUACUAUACAGAAUUUUACUGUAGACCUCGACCUGAAAUGUCCAACUAAGACUUCACCAUUCAUCCGUACCUAUAACAACAGCAAUUACAUAUAUGGUGGCCCCUCUCCAACACCUGGACCUAUCACAAACUGGGGAUCUGAUUUCUCCUGUGUGGACAUUGCUCCAUCUGACACUGUGCCAACUUCAGUUCACAAGCUGAGGCCAGCAGACAUCAAGGUGGUGGCAGCACUGGGAGACUCAACAACGGCAGGCACUGGUGCUAAGGCAAAGAACCUGUUUGACCUCAAUAAAGAGUAUAAAGGAGUAUCAUGGAGCAUUGGAGGGGAUGAGACUCUGGAGACAGUAACAACACUACCAAACAUCUUGAAGAAGUUCAACCCCUUCAUAAAGGGCUUCUCCAGAGGCCAAGGCUCCAGACAGAAGUUCUUCAACAUGGCUGUACCUGGAGCAAAGUCCUCAGAUAUUGCAUUACAAGUCCAAGCUCUCAUCAAGGCCAUUAAAGAAAAUAAGGAGGUGAAUUUUGAAAAGGACUGGAAAAUUGUGACAAUAUUUGUUGGAGGAAAUGAUCUUUGCAAUUACUGCAUAGACCAAAAUAAUCUGUCACCCAAGAACUACAGCCACAAUCUGAUGCUCAGUUUGGACAUGUUAUACAAAGAGGUACCAAGGUUGUUGGUCAAUGUUGUGGCAAUCUUGCAGAUAGAUCCAUUGAAAUCAGUUAUGAGGAACACGCUUGGCUGUUCCCUCUUGCAGAGGACCAGCUGUCCCUGUGUUAUCAAUCCAGCUGUAAACUCCCCAGAGCUUGAAAAGAUAAAACAAAUCAAUCGCGAGUAUCAGGCUGAGAUUGAACAUCUUAUUUCUGGAAAUCGCUACGAGGGAAAAGAAGACGUUGCUGUUGUCCUUCAACCCUUUUUACACAAUUCCUUUAUCCCUUAUAUAGGAGAGGGUGAGGUUGACUCAAGUUUCUUCUCUGUGGACUGUUUCCAUAUCAGUAAGCGAGCUCAUGCUGAGAUGGCCAUUGCCUUGUGGAAUAACAUGUUGGAGCCUGUAGGCAGAAAGCAGAACUACAACAACUUCACAUAUGACCGCUCAAAGAUCCACUGUCCUUCUGAGGCCAAUCCCUUCAUCUUCACUAAGAUCAACAGCCUACCAGGUCCACCAGUGACCACCACCAGUCCUGUGCCAAAGUGUCCCUCCUCCAUGCCUGCUUCUUCAACUUCUGCAUGAUUCAUCAUAAAUCAGAAUGUGGGCAUCAGAUUGGCACACAGAAAAAGUCUCCCAGUUGAAUGGCACUGGCACUCCAGGAUUCAGCCAAGUCUCAGUGAAAGGAGUCCACAGCACUCAAAAUCAUGUUGGAAACUGAAGGAGGCCACCACGCUCACUGUCCGAUGCCUGCAUACAGCAGGAUGACAAUCGGCAGAGACAUUCAAUUUGAUUUCCGGAUCCAGAUGCAACACACCAUGCCUGUCCAACAUCAACUACAUGAAGCACAACUAAUAUUUGUAAAACAGACAAUUCAACAUAGAGUGGUGACUGAUAUGCUUAAGUUUUGCUGUUUGUUGGUUGGUGUAGCCUUUACUCUUUCCAGGUUACAUGGUAGAGAUGUCAUAGCCCAGUUUCAAACAGUUUGGCGACAUCUGGAAGGUGCUUCUUGAUGCAUUUUUUUCAAAUGUUAUGUUAUGUUAUACAUUUUUUGUAUACUUUUAGUCAAUGAAUUGCCGAUAGUAUUAUUUCAUUAUGUUGGCAAUGCUGUAAACUCGCCAUUUGUUUCCUGUCUGUCCACUUU
This is a messenger RNA of Perca flavescens (yellow perch), 5731 nucleotides long. RefSeq names its product phospholipase B1, membrane-associated. The record is from RefSeq and is a predicted model, not a curated record. Gene Ontology annotation, biological process: phospholipid metabolic process. Lineage: Eukaryota; Metazoa; Chordata; Actinopteri; Perciformes; Percidae. The transcript has 69 exons. Gene Ontology annotation, molecular function: glycerophospholipase activity. The coding region runs from base 1 to 5172 and encodes 1723 amino acids.